Leptopilina boulardi is the source of this 5053-nucleotide messenger RNA. Its product is annotated as chitin synthase chs-2-like. The transcript is spliced from 19 exons. Gene Ontology annotation, molecular function: chitin synthase activity. The record is from RefSeq and is a predicted model, not a curated record. Bases 305 to 4861 code for a protein of 1518 amino acids. Gene Ontology annotation, cellular component: cell periphery; cell septum. NCBI's taxonomy places the organism in Eukaryota, Metazoa, Arthropoda, Insecta, Hymenoptera, Figitidae.
UUUUUUCGGGAACUUUACACAAAACCUCACAUUUUCUAAAACUUUAUAAAAGUAUAUUAUAAUAAUAAAUUCAACAAAAUAUCCCAUUUUUUUUUUAAUUUACUAGUUAUUGUGAUAUGAAGAUUAAAGUUAUUGAAAUUCUGGGAAAGAUUUAGGCGCACUGAUAAGCCAUGAAGAGGGCGCACGAAAUUUUUGUGAAUCUUAUCAAUUACAAUUCGAUAAGAUUAAUAUAUUGAUAGUAAAUUGACCACAUUUUGAGAAUAUACUUAGAAAAUUAAUUUUGUUGUUCAUUGUAAUAUAAAGCAUGUCAAAUAAUUUCACAGAAACUUUUAAAAGGGCGAACAUUCGUGCCAAUACUUUGGGAAAUUACCAAAAAUCAACUGUUAAUCCUAAUUUUCAAGAAAUUCACAAUGAGAGGCACGAGAAAGAAAUGCAUCUGUGGGAUUCAUUUAAACAAUUCCCUCCAAAACCUAAAAGUGGUUCAACAGUGGAACAUAAAGGCUACGAACGUUUUAUAAAAUGUCUAAAAGUUUUCGUUUAUUUAAUUAUUUUUUUAGCAAUUCUCUUUUUUAGUAUAAUUUCAAAAUGCAGUAUUUUUUUUGCCACUUCAAAUAUUAAUUUACAAUUUGUUGAUUUCUGUGGUUCAGAUGCUCACGAUUCUUCAAAUCAACAACUUUUUGCAAUUUUACCACAGAAUGAACGUAUUGCGUGGAUGUGGUGCAUAAUAAUGGCAUUUAUCAUUCCAGAAGUGUUAGGAAUGAUUAGCGCAAUUAAAGCUUGCAUAUUCAAGAGUAUUAAAAAAGAUGAACUUCCAUCAAUGAGAAAUUUUUUGUUUUCAAUAUUUAUUGAAAUUUUACACAGUAUAGGAAUGUCUUUAUUAUUUUUAAUUUGUCUACCGGGUCUUAAUGUACUUCAAGCAGCUUCAAUUAUAAGUUGCGUCUGUUUUGUACCCAGUUUACUUGCUUUUGUGGGAAGUGGUACGAAAUAUUUCCAUAAUCGUGAGUUAAAAACUCUUUUUUCUGUUAUGGCUGAUGGUUUAGCAUUUACUUUACAAAUGACAGGAAUAUUAGCAAGUAUUUUUUUUGAACAUAAAGGAAGAUCAGAAUCAAUGUAUAUUCUUCCAAUAGCUUUAAUUUUAUCUUCACUUCGCUGGUGGCCAAAUUAUGUCUCCACUGAAGGAGUGUCAGAAACCUGGUUAAGUAAAAUAAAAGAAGAUUUAGAAUCAACAAGAUUCUGCUUGCAAGGUGUUAUAGCGAUAAUUAGGAUAAUUGUUUUUCUAAUGAGUGCUGUAUUAAUUGUUCAUUGGAAAAAAUAUGAUUUAAAUGAAUUUUUUAAUGGAUUCUGGAUAAAUGAAUAUAUUAUUCCUAUUUUAAAUUCUCCAGAUACAGCUAAUUCACCUAUAAUAACGUUAAAUAAAAGUUCUUCGAUGCAACUUCAUUUUCUACUCGUACAUGCAUUCAGCAGUCUCUUCGCUUAUGCAUUUGGUAAAUUUGCGUGUAAAACUUUAAUGCACAGAUUUGGAUUUGCAUUACCUCUUGUAUUAACUACGCCAACAAUCAUUGGCGUUCUUUAUGCCGUUUACAAUUUAAGGGAUAAAAAUACUUGUGCUUUUCAUGGAUUUAUUCCUGAUUAUGUUUUUUUUGAUGUUCCUAAUUUGCAAUCACCUGAAAUGAUAAUUUCAGAAUGGUAUAUUUGGUUAUCGUUCUUUUGGUGGAUUUCACAAAUUUGGAUUACAUCUCACACGUGGACUUCCACAUGCGAAAGAUUAGCUAAAGCUGAACGUAUUUUUGUUAUUUUAACUUAUGAUUCUCUUGUUAUUGAUCAGUGUUUGGCGUUAAAUCGAAGAAAGGAACAAAGUGAAUACAAAAGUGUUCCAUUAAAAACGGAAAAUAAUAUUAAAGGCAAUGAAUGUCUGACAAUUAUUAAAGCUUGUGCGACAAUGUGGCAUGAAACUGAAAAUGAAAUGAAUAAAUUAAUUAGCAGUAUAUUAAGAUUAGAUAAAGAUAAUUGUGCCAUGCGAGUUGUUCAAGAACAUUUUGAUGUUCGUAUUCCUGAUUAUUAUGAUCUUGAAAUUCAUAUCUUUUUUGAUGAUGCAUUUCAGUGUGUACAUAAAUGCUAUGGAAAUUGUAUAAAUGAAAAUGAAACCCAAGUAAAUGAAUAUGUUAUUAAAUUUGUGAAAACAGUGGAAAAAAAUUUAAAGAAAAUGAAAAUGCGAACGAGACCACCUGAAAAAUGUCCUACUCCAUUUGGUGGACGUUUGAAAUGGACAUUACCGGGUGGAUGUAAUUUAAUUGUUCAUCUAAAAGACAAAAAUAAAAUUCGUCACAGAAAACGAUGGAGUCAGGUAAUGUACAUGUACUAUUUGCUUGGCUACAAUCUAAUGGAAUUACCAAUUGAUUUAGAUAGAAAAGUGAAAAUUGCAGAGAACACUUAUAUUUUAACUCUGGACGGUGAUAUAGAUUUUCAUCCAAACGCUGUUAAAACUUUAAUAGAUUUGAUGAAAAGAGAUGAAAGUUUAGGUGCUGCUUGUGGUCGUAUUCAUCCAAUUGGAAAAGGUCCAAUUGUGUGGUUCCAAAAAUUUGAAUAUGCCAUUGGCCAUUGGCUUCAAAAAUCAACAGAGCAUACAAUUGGUUGUGUUCUCUGCAGUCCAGGUUGUUUUUCACUUUUUCGAGCAAAAGCACUUAUGGAUUAUAAUGUUAUGAGAAAAUAUGCAACAGAAUCGACUGAAGCAAGACAUUAUAUUCAAUAUGAUCAAGGAGAAGAUCGAUGGCUUUGUACACUUAUUUUACAAAUGGGUUAUAGGGUGGAAUAUUCAGCGGCAAGUGAUGCUUACACUCAUGCACCAGAAAAUUUUAAUGAAUUUUUUAUUCAACGUCGACGAUGGAUCCCAUCGACAAUGGCUAAUAUUUUUGAUUUAUUGAGUACAUCUGAUGAAACGAGACAUUGUAAUAAUGAUAUUUCGUGGUUGUAUAUAUUUUAUCAAUGGGUAUUAAUGGGAGCUACUAUUAUUGGACCAGGAACGAUUUUUCUAAUGUUAGUGGGAGCUUUCGUUUCUGCUUUUCGAAUCGACAAUCAGACAAGUUUUUUCUUCAAUUUCAUUCCAUUAUUGUCAUUUGUAUUUGUAUGUCUCUAUUGCAAAGAAUCAAUACAACUAAAGAUGGCGCAAAUAAUUUCAUCUAUUUAUGGUUUAAUUAUGGGCAUUGUCUUAGUUGGCAUAAUGCUUCAAAUUUCUGAGGAUGGACUUCUUGCACCAAGCACUUUGUUAUUCUUCAUAAUAACUGGUCAAAUAAUAAUAGGAGGAUUACUUCAUCCUAGAGAAGUGUCUUGUCUUAUUUGUAUAAUUAUUUAUUACAUUACUGUACCUUCUAUGUACAUGCUUUUAAUUAUUUUUGCUCUUUUUAAUCUUCACAAUAUCUCUUGGGGAACACGAGACGUUAAACCACCUACCACUGUUGCUAAUCCAGAAACUAAUGAAGAAGAAAUUGAAAAGAAUGCAGAUAAGAAAGCAAACAAUACAUUUUCAAGUAUUAAAGAUUUAAUUGAUUUUUCUGUGGAUAAAUUAUUUAAAUGUUGUACGCACAGUGAAGAAACUAAAGAAGAAAUGAAACUCAAUUAUUGUAUUCAAACGCUCUCUCGAUUAGAGGAAAGACUGAAAAUAAUCGACGCAAAAAUCGAUGAAAAUCCUGCGUCACUUGUAGAAUGUAUGAAUUCGAUAAUAACUGAAAAGGAAUGUUCAGUUAAUUCAGCACCAUGUAAAUCAGAUAAGGACAGUGUUAUUGAUAUUAAUACAGAACAAGAGACAUUAUCGGAUAAAGGAAGUUCCAGUUAUAGAACACGUAUAGAAUCUGGCUAUGAAUUUGAAGAGUCUGAUGAUUGUUCAUCAGAAAGUGAGAGUAUCAAUGAAGUGAAAAACUAUUCAGAAUCUGUAAAAAAUGAGACUGACUUUAAUGUUAAUCCUCCAUGGAUAUUUGAUGCUGAAUUGGGAAAAGGAGAAGUGAGUUUUAUCACCAAACCAGAAGAAACAUUUUGGAAUGACUUAAUUGAAUCUUAUUUAAAACCAAUUCCUAUGGAUGAAGAAACUAAAAAGAAAAAUAAAAAAGUUGCAAAAGAAUUGAAAGAUUUACGAAACAAGUAUGUUUUUCAAUUUUUAAUGAUAAAUGCAUUAUAUAUACUAAUGAUUUUUGUGAUGCAAUUGAAUAAGGAUAAACUUCACAUUGAAUGGCCAUUUGGAGCAACUUACAAUAUUACCUAUAAUAUUGAAAAUCCAUUUAUUGUCAAUGUUGAAGAAUAUUAUUUACGCCUUGAACCAAUUGGUUGUCUUUUCAUCGUUACAUUCUUUAGCAUUAUUUUUAUUCAAUUUAUAGCAAUGUUAAUUCAUCGAUUUGAAACAUUUUCUCAUUUGUUGGCUCAAACGUCUUUGGAUUUGUACUUCUUCAAAAAAACUGGUCUUUCAGAUGAAACUAUUGUUAAUAGAUAUCACGAUAUAUUUUCCAAAUAUCUUCUAAAAGCUUACGAUAAAAUGCUUCACGGUGAUGAAACAAGAGCUAUGAAACCACCGGGAACUCGAAAAACUAUUCCUGACUUUACCGAACGCAAGGAAUCAUUUAUAAUAGACAAUUUUGAUAAACUAUUUCAUGAAUAUUUGGAUAGAAGUGAUUUAGCUGAAAAAUCUGGAAAGUUUAAUAAAAGUGCUAUUAAUGUUAUGAAUCAUCGUUCUACUAUUCAUAGGACACAAAAGAAAGAAGAAAAUUCGAGUCCUAUUUAUGAAAGUGCAUAUGAUUUACGAAAAAGUACACCGAAAGAAGGAAAAGGAAUUAUUGAAAAUAAUUCUUUUGACAAUAACGGCUUCAUUUCAGACUAAUUUGCUCAUUAUAUUUAUAUAUUCAAACAAUUUUCACCUAUAUAGGUGAUUCUCCGUAAAAUGGGUAAUUUCAUGUCUUUGAAUUAUAUCUUCUAAACAUCUUAACAUUUAAUUAUCAACAUUGAACGAAAAUAUUGUAUAAACAUUCCUUAACUAUUAUACCUUAUAAAAUACUAUAUUUUUGUACAUAAA